Messenger RNA from Adineta steineri, 255 nucleotides. Lineage: Eukaryota; Metazoa; Rotifera; Eurotatoria; Adinetida; Adinetidae. The record is from the annotation of a GenBank genome assembly.
AUGGGUAACUAUCCAAAAGCACUUUCAUCUCAUGAAAAAGCCCUUGAAAUUCGACAACAAUCACUUCCUCCCAAUCAUCCUAAUUUGGCUAUGUCCUACAACAACAUUGGUUUGGUAUAUGAAAACAUGGGUAAUUACUCAAAAGCUCGUACAUUUUAUGAAUAUGCUAUACAAAUUGGAGAACAAUCAUUAGCUUCAAAUCAUCCUAAUCUUCAAAAUUAUAGAAAUAACCUUGAAGAUGUAAAAAACAAAUAA